GAGAACAUUGUUAACCUGCUGCACGAGGAUAUCAUCUCCAUCCUUCUCAUCGCCGAAAAUGCGAGUGGAUAUCUAUUCAAUCGGAACGGGGAUGUCUGUGAAACUUCAUACAUGCUGUUCCUCAAACUUAAAGCAGGGAGCCGAUCGAUCUGCUCGCCAGUAGCGCGCACAGAGCAGCAGUGAGCGGCUGAGCGGUGCGCGCGUUUUUAUUUACCCGCAAAGAGGGAAAGAGUGAUCAGACAAUACCGGGACUCCUGGACGAUGAGUGGAAAUUACAAUUGGAAUUACUGUUGAGAUGAAAACUACAAUGCAUUGAUCAUCAACUGCUUCUAAUGGAGGGAGGAACAUUUUGAAAAAGCCUGAUCCAAGAGAUGGCCUUGGAUUCUGUUUCUGUUGUAAAGCUGUGUCCAUGCAAUCACAUCUCCCCUGUUAACAGGAGGUUGUGAGGAUGAGGAUGUGUUCGGAGCCCCAUGCACUGCGCAGGUGUGAAGAUGGAAUCCUGACCUCAGGUGGCUGUUCCACCUCAUAAUCCUCACCCUAUUCACUGUCGUCAGUUUGUGUUGGUGUAGGAGUAAGAGACGUGGAGGCUGCGAGGCCGUGAGUGAAUCUAUGGCAGAGAGACAGCACAGUAAAGGUUCCUAUGUAUGACUCUACCAUGGACCACAUGAUCUGGUGCCUGCUGGUCCUGGGAGCCACAGUGAUGACCACCCAUGCAUGCCCCAAAUACUGUGUGUGCCAGAAUCUAUCCGAAUCCCUGGGGACAUUGUGUCCCUCAAAAGGCCUUCUAUUUGUGCCUCCGGACAUUGACCGCAGCACGGUGGAGCUCCGUCUUGGAGGCAAUUACAUACUCCGCAUCACGCAACAAGACUUUGCCAAUAUGACUGACCUGGUGGACCUGACCCUGUCCAGAAACACCAUCAGCUACAUUCAGCCCUUCUCUUUUGGUGACUUGGAAACACUGCGCUCGCUUCAUGUGGACAAUAAUCGCUUGGUGGAGGUGGGUCCUGAUGACCUGCGAGGCUUGGUCAACCUGCAGCACUUCAUCGUUAACAACAACCAGUUGAGACGCAUCCAUGACAAGGCCUUUGAGGACCUGGCACCCGCCUUGGAGGAUCUGGAUCUCUCCUACAACAACCUCAUGUCUUUGCCCUGGGACUCAGUCCGACUGAUGAUUAACCUGCACCAGCUUAGUCUGGACCACAACCUGUUGGACUUUAUUCCAGAAGGAACCUUCACUGACCUGGAAAGACUUGCUAGAUUGGACUUGACCUCAAAUCGGUUGCAGAAGCUACCACCAGACCCCAUUUUCGCACGAGCCCAGGACUCAAUGAUCCUGACCACCCCCUAUGCUCCCCAGCUGUCUCUAAGUCUAGGCGGGAACCCGUUGCACUGCAACUGUGAGAUGCUGUGGCUGCGGAGGCUUGAAAGAGAUGAUGACUUGGAAACGUGUGCCUCGCCUCCUACCCUGAAGGGUCGUUACUUUUGGAACGUGAAGGAGGAGGAGUUUUUGUGUCAGCCACCUCUUAUUACCCAGCACACCCACAGAAUGCUGGUGUUGGAGGGCCAGACUGCUAGCUUAAGGUGCGAAGCAACUGGCGACCCUUCUCCUACCAUCCACUGGAUCUCCCCAGAGGAUCGACUGCUUGGAAACUCCUCCCGAACCGCAGUAUACACAAAUGGAACCCUCAGCAUCACCAUCACCACCUCCAAGGACUUUGGCGCGUUUACCUGCAUUGCUGCUAAUGUGGCAGGGGAGUCCACUGCCUCUGUGGAGGUAUCCAUCGUUCAGCUCCCCCACCUCAGCAACGGCACCGGGCAGCCAUCAGCACCAAAGUCACGCCUGUCUGAUAUCACAGGGACCACAAGGAUCAGCAAAGGGGCUCCCAAGAGUCAACCAGAGAGGACUGUGUCCGUCUCUGAGGUGACAGCAGUUUCAGCGCUGGUCACUUGGACAGUGACCAAAUCCUCUCCCAAGGUGAAGAUGUAUCAGCUCCAGUACAACUGCUCUGAUGAUGAGGUCCUGAUCUACAGAAUGAUCCCGGCCUCAAGCAAAGCUUUCUUGGUGACAAAUCUGGUGUCAGGGACUCGCUACGAUCUGUGUGUGCUGGCCGCCUGGGACGACACGGCCACCACACUCACGGCCACCAACGUUGUGGGCUGCGCCGACUUCUUCACUCAGGACGACUACGCCCAGUGCCAGUCUCUGCCCAGCCAGCUGCUGGGGGGCACCAUGAUCUUAGUGGUGGGGGGCAUCAUUGUUGCCACCCUGCUCGUGUUCAUCGUCAUCCUCAUGGUGCGCUAUAAAGCCGCAGACACUGAACCACCGCUGGGCAAACUGGCAAGUUUCAGUGACACACACUCGCAGACCAAUGGGGGUCGAAUCGGACCAAACGGAGUCCUCAUGCCGCUGCCUCAGCCGCAGCCCAAAGUCAAGGCCAAAGUGACUCUGCAGGACGAGGUGGUGGAGUUCAAGUGUGGCUCCCUUCAAAGCAGCCUCACCUCCUCUUCCUCGUCUUCAGGCUCCAUGGCGGGAGGCUCAUACAGCCCCAACAGCACACUCGCCAAUAUUUGGAGGUCAGCUCACCCCAAGCCCCGGACCAACCUGGACAACCUGCUCGGGGCGUUCAACUCACUGGAGCUGCGGGGAGCGCAGGGCCGUGACCCGGGAGCCUCCAGUAGCGCUGCCAUGGCAACAAGGAAUCCCCACACAGACAGGGAGCCGCUGCUGGGCCGGACCCUGGACUCCAGCCUCAGCCGACUCCUUAUGCUCCCGCUGGACUCCAGGCCAAAAAGGAGCCAGUCCUUUGACAUGGGCGACAUGACAGGCACCGCGACUGCUCAGCUGCGCAACAAACCCCGCAGGAUCAGCAGCAUCUGGACUAAGAGGAGCCUGUCUGUGAACGGCAUGCUGCUGCAGUGCGAUGAGGAAGGGGACACGGGGGGGAGCAAGGGGACAAUAGACAGCCCUGACUGGGUGAUGGAGAGUACUGUGUAGGAAGGAAGGAGGGUCAAACUUUGCCCAAAUGCAGUGAAAAAACUGAACCGUUGAUUUUAAUUUAAUUUAUUAUGUAUUUCUUUAACUGUAUUAGGUUAUUUGAAAGUAAUAAUAUAAAGUUUAAAUACAAAAUAUUAGGUUCAACUUAAUAUUAUUGCUCUCAAAUAACCCGUUUCAGUUGAGUUAAUUCAUUUAAUAAAAGUCAAUGUUUCAGUUUUUUUCUGUGUAGACGGCCAAGCCCAGACAGAGCCUUUAUCCUGCAUGAAGCAUCCUUUUUAUCCUUUCCACUCCUCAGCUCAGACUCUGGUGGGCCAGGACGAGAGAUGUUCACGGUCAAAGCCAAAUACAAACUUCAGGAAUAAGACCUCUGAAUCGUUCUGCCUCACCCUUUGUACAGAGAUGGAUUAAAAUGGCCGACACGAAGUGACAGAGCAGGGCUGUCUGGAAUAUGUGAUAAUGGACUGCUGUGACACUGUAUACAUUUAAAGUAUGUUAUGAAAUUAAAGUUUUAUAUUUUUUAUUUUGCUGGUCAAACACAAAUGAUAGCUGGACCCUGCCUUGACUCCAGAGCAAGGCGUGACCAAUGGUUACACUAUGAAAACUUCUUCUGUAAAUUAAGUUUGGUUACCUACUUAUGCAGUUUACCCUUCUCUGGGAAAAUGGUAAAGUAUAUAUAUAUAUAUAUAUAUAUACACACACGUAGAUGUAAUGCUUUGAUUCAUGAAGAUUUAAGAAAAAAAGAUUUAUUAAAAAAAGCUGUAUGUGAAUAUAUUUACUUUCUAUACAGAGCAUAUAUAUUUGAGGGGCCGCUCAAUAAUUCUGUAUGCUAAUCUAUCAAGUUGUAUGUGACUGCAUAGAUUAUGAAACCCGUCAUCUCCUAAACUAUGGCUUUUCUCUGUGAACACUAAUUGUUUAAAAGAUGCCAAAUUAUUGACAUGCAUAAUAUCCCCAGACAAUUAGGCCUGCUUAGUUUGUCUACAUUUGUUAGCUUCAGUAGCAUAAAACAAGUGUUUUCUAUGGGUCUUAUUGUUAAUCAUUUAGUCCCCCCCGUUCAUUGAAUUUACAACAAUCAUGUCUGCAGUUUCACAAGUAUUCGUUUCAUAUAUAUAGAUAUAUAUUAGGGCUGUCAAUCAAUACACAAUUAUAAUUACAAUGACAUUGUGAUGUCACAAUGUCCACACCCUGAAAUAACUGAAACAUUGACUUUAAUUAAAUGAGUUAUGUCAACAGAUUUCACGUCACUGUAUUAGGUUAGCUGAAAGCAAUAAUAUAAAUUAGGUUCAACUCAAUAUAAUUGCUUUCAACUAACCUAAUACCGUUACGUGAAAUUACUUGACAUAAUAUACUUAAUCAAAGUUUUUUCAGUGUAGUUAACUCACAAUUAAUCGCAACUAUCGCAAUUUAGUUUUUAUAUGAUUUAAAUGUACCUAAAACUGAUAUUUUUCAAGUUUGUGAUACUCCUAUCAACAUAGUGUGGAAGAAAGUGACUGUAUUUACGUUUGUCACUAUUGCAACAAUCCAAAACAAAGGAAAAUGUAAGUUACUGCGCCCAUCGCUGCCUGAUUUCCAAAACUACACGUUAUAUCGCAUUCACUUUGACAGCCCUUAUAUAUAUAUAUAUAUUUGAUAUCAGGCUCCAGGGAUUAUUAUCAAGCAAAAAAAGCAGAGUUAUGGAUCAGAACUCUUCUAGCUAGCCUAUCACAGGCUAUUUAAAUGAUCUUGAACUUGGGUGAGUUGUCACUGCACUUCUCUUCAUCACUCACUGUCACGUAUACAGGAACAUUCUGCUGGUUCUACCAAAACCAGCUCAUCUGUAUGUGUUGUAAUGGUCCUUCACAAUCAGCAGGAUAUCAGUAUGUGGCCACCUGAAGGUGCUGAUGAGCUCUGUAUUAUUUUAAUAUAGUAAGUACCCACAAUAAAACACAAACCACUAAACUAUUGUGAAAGUUUAAACAAUGGAGUAUCUUUAGAAUAUUCAGGUACACUCACAAAAUCUCUCAUGUUGUCUACUCAACUUGACUUGCAUCUUUCAAAAAGUUCCGUAAUUUGAGAUUGUGUUUUCAGUCUUUCUGUACGGUUACUCUUUUUUUCAGAUGACAUGAGACUAACUUCCCUUUGUGAUCUCUUCAUACACUGCUCAAUGUUCAUAGUAUCCAUACAGAUGGUGAUAAACCAUCUGGAGGAAAUAUGGGUUUAAUAAGGCCAUUAUCCAGAACGUUUCUACUAAAAACAGGAAGUGAUUCGCUUCUAUCGUCUGGUGUUGCAUGUUUCUGCAGAACUGACCCAGAGACAGUCCAGUGUAAAUACCCAUGCUGUCAUUUCUCACUCAAGUGUUGUCUGAAUGUGAUAUUUCUAAUUGACUGCGUGUGUACAGUGUCUCUAUAUAUUGGAUUUUUUUUUGUACCAUACUCCAGUUGGAAUGUGUGUGGCAGUAGGAGAGGAGCAGCUGCUCCGCUGUGUGUUUCUGUGCAACUGUGCACAUUUCUUACCUGGAGCUGUAAAAUAUGUUUGUGUGGUCAGAUUUGUUGUUUUUGCUACAAAGAUAAAACUCAAAAUCUCC
Messenger RNA from Eleginops maclovinus (Patagonian blennie), 5555 nucleotides. It is a transcript of the gene lrfn2b, whose product is annotated as leucine rich repeat and fibronectin type III domain containing 2b. The transcript is spliced from 6 exons. Lineage: Eukaryota; Metazoa; Chordata; Actinopteri; Perciformes; Eleginopidae. The record is from RefSeq and is a predicted model, not a curated record. Gene Ontology annotation, cellular component: cell surface; postsynaptic density membrane. Gene Ontology annotation, molecular function: protein binding. Bases 641 to 2995 code for a protein of 784 amino acids.